ACAGAACAAUACCGACACACUCAAGUUGUCUCGUCUGCCCCGGGCGGGACCAAAAUUUUGGUUGAUCGUUUGUUGUUCGUUUUAGGCAGUGUGUGCUUUCGCUGCAAAGAGGCAGUAUUCUAGCGAUCAGAGCUCGAGCUUCGUACAUUUCGGUGCAACACACAGUGUUCUACACACGCGACAGGAUGCAAUUACCGUUGGCGAUUAGUUUAGUGUGGUUAGCCAGGAUGUCACUAGCAGUGCCGAUCAACGGCAGCAGUACGUGCAAUUGCGUGUGUGGAGUGAACGGUCGCGCGAACCGCAUUGUCGGAGGUGUCGAAGCUGAAGCGCACGAGUUUCCUUGGCUCGCAGGUCUAUUCCGGCAGGGGAAGUUGUACUGUGGAGCAUCUGUACUAACCAAAAACUACCUGAUUACUGCGGCCCACUGCGUCAACUCGUUUGAACCCAAUGAAAUUAGAGUGUAUCUCGGUGGUCAUAACAUUGCCAGAGACUACACCGAACUACGAAGGGUGAAACGUAUUAUUGACCAUCAAAACUUCGAUAUCUUCACCUUCAACAACGACAUCGCCUUACUGGAGCUGGACAAACCACUGCGAUUUGGGCCAACCAUACAACCCGCCUGUCUACCGGAUGGAACCGAACAAGACCUAAGCGGAAAACUGGGAAUCGUUGCCGGCUGGGGACGAAUCGGGGAAAAACUUCCUCCUUCGAAAACCCUACGGUCGGUGGUGGUGCCUAUCUGGACACAGCAGCAGUGCUUGGAGGCCGGAUAUGGCAGUAAAAAGAUUUCCGAUAACAUGAUGUGCGCUGGCUAUCACGACGGCAAAAAGGAUGCUUGUCAGGGUGACAGCGGUGGUCCAAUGCACAAGAUGGGCAAUGCCGGUAGCAUGGAAGUUGUCGGCGUCGUGUCCUGGGGCCGGGGCUGUGCCCGACCGAAUCUGCCCGGAAUCUACACCCGCAUCGUCCACUACCUGCCGUGGAUUCACGAAAGGCUGUCAGGCGAGUGCCUGUGCGUGCCGAAGGACACCGCUGCCGGGGCCAGUUAACCGACGGAAACUAGAGUUAGCUAAAAUGACACAUGCCACGAGGAAGUUAUUUAUUUAUUUAUUCUAGUCAGCCAAUUUAAAGGCAAAGGUUCACGGUGAGCUGAAGCUAGUGUUAUUGCCAAAUUUAUCCAUUACAUACAAGCAUACAGAACAGGGACGUGAGAAUAGAAGAUGCUAAAUGCCA
This is a messenger RNA of Wyeomyia smithii (pitcher-plant mosquito), 1230 nucleotides long. RefSeq names its product trypsin 3A1-like. Gene Ontology annotation, molecular function: serine-type endopeptidase activity. The coding region runs from base 186 to 1046 and encodes 286 amino acids. The record is from RefSeq and is a predicted model, not a curated record. Lineage: Eukaryota; Metazoa; Arthropoda; Insecta; Diptera; Culicidae. Gene Ontology annotation, biological process: proteolysis. The transcript has 4 exons.